This is a messenger RNA of Saprolegnia parasitica CBS 223.65, 582 nucleotides long. RefSeq lists its product as hypothetical. Lineage: Eukaryota; Oomycota; Saprolegniomycetes; Saprolegniales; Saprolegniaceae. The transcript is spliced from 3 exons. The coding region runs from base 9 to 563 and encodes 184 amino acids. The record is from RefSeq and is a predicted model, not a curated record.
CGCAGCUCAUGGCGCCGCCUCCCGCCACCAAGAGCAAGCUCGUGCAGAAGAUCAAGCCCAACAAGGCCAAGAAGGCAGCUGCCAAAGCCGACGCCAAGCAGGCGAUCGUCCAAGUGGCUGCGACCAAUACUGUCGCGGUUGCGUCCAAAAGCAGUAAGAAGAAGAAGAAAAAGGCCAAGCAAGCGGCCACCGCCGACGAGGCCAAUGACGCUGCCAACGAUGUUGCUGACGCAGUCGCCGACGACGAGAUCGAAGACAAGACCGAUGCGAAGCUGGAGCUUGACGCGCUCUUCUCGGGUUUGAAGGCCAAGAAGAAGAAGGCACAGGCCGACAGUGCGGCCGAGCAAAAGCGGCUCGACGACGAGCGCGCCGAGAAGCUCGCGUACCGCAAGAAGCUCGAGAAGAUCGAGAACGAAUACAAGACGAAGCAUAGUGACAGCUCCAACCCGCAGCCAGUUCGCUACGAUGCGGACGGGCUCCCGAUCUACACGGCGGCAUCGCUGCGCAUCAACCAAGGCGGCGACACGGCCGACUGCCCGUUUGAUUGCUGGUGCUGCUUUUAAAUUAACAAGAAAUUCUGCC